Messenger RNA from Aspergillus versicolor CBS 583.65, 1257 nucleotides. RefSeq names its product SDR family oxidoreductase. The record is from RefSeq and is a predicted model, not a curated record. The transcript is spliced from 3 exons. The coding region runs from base 155 to 1054 and encodes 299 amino acids. Lineage: Eukaryota; Fungi; Ascomycota; Eurotiomycetes; Eurotiales; Aspergillaceae.
GUCCCAUUACUAAUCCCCUUGAUUAUCAAGCCAUCAUUGACAUAUCUACAAGCUCCCUCUUCGAGCGGGAUAAAUAACACACUUGGAUAAGUGCCAGAAAGCUCAAACCACGGGCAAACACAUUGCAACCCCGUUUUCGACCAACAACGCCAGGAUGACCCUCAAAUACCUAAUCACAGGCGCAACCGGUGGUCUUGGAAAGGAAGUACUCAACUAUUUCAUCGCAAAUAUUCCGCGUUCUGAAUUCGCUGCUGCAUCAUCCAACGCUGCGAACAGAUCAGCCUUUGAGGACCGUGGUAUCACGUUUCGGCAUGUCAACUAUGAUGAUCCUCAAUCUCUUGAAACGGGCCUACGCGCUGUCGAGAACCUCCUUUUUGUUAGUUCAAGUGGCAUGCGUCGCGGCGAGCAGCAUGCCAGGGUUGUAGAGGCCGCGAAGAAGACUGGGGUUAAGCAUAUCUGGUAUACAUCUCUGGCCUUUGGAGGGUUUCAGGAUACAUCCAAGGCUCUAGUGAUGCAAGAUCAUCUGCUGACUGAGAAGUUGCUGAGAGAAUCCGGCCUAACAUACACCUCCAUCCGAGAAGGCGUCUACGCCGAAUGCUUCACCGUCUUCCUCGACUGGUACCCCGAACGGACUGGCACCCUUACGCUCCCCGCCGACGGAAGUGUAGCCUAUACCUCCCGCGCAGAGCUCGGAGAGGCAACAGCGCGCAUCAUGAUUCAGGGAGGAUACGAGAAUCAAACAGUACUAUUUACUGCCCAGGAGACCAUCACUGCUCGGGAGCUGGUUAAUAUCAUUAAUAAGACUACUGGUCGACAGAUCAAGCUUAAUCUGGUCUCGCGGGAGGAGUAUCUUGACUCAUGGCGGAAUGACCCUCGCGAGAAACCCAGGGAACAUUUUGAGAUGAUUGCAUCGGUAUGGGAUGAGAUUGUUAGCGGAGCGCUGCACACGACACAUCCCUUGUUAGGAGAGAUUUUGGGGAGGGAGCCUAAAAGUCCGAAGGAUUUCGUGAGCACCUUGCUGGAGGAGGACAGGGAGUAUGUUUUUGCAUACUAGAACAUCUGCUUUGGAUAUCGUAAUCGAGAGUAUUUAUGAGUGGUCUGCCUCAGGCAGGAAGACGAUAAUAAUAAGAUAUCUAUAUUGUAUCCGCAUGGAUAUGAUAUGGAUACUGUUUGCUGUCUGAUAUCCGCGGAUAUGCCGCAGUCUAGCUCCAGAUACCUUAUACUAUUUUAAUAUAAUAACUAGAGUGCCGCAAGCAG